Bursaphelenchus okinawaensis is the source of this 1390-nucleotide messenger RNA. NCBI's taxonomy places the organism in Eukaryota, Metazoa, Nematoda, Chromadorea, Rhabditida, Aphelenchoididae. The record is from the annotation of a GenBank genome assembly.
AUGUCGCCAAAGAACUCGGUCUCGUUUGCCGUUCCCCAACGUGCCUACAGUAUUGAUGUAGAUACGAUGGCAGAAUCGCCAAAGAAGUCGGUUCACAAGGCUGGCUCCCAGCUGACCAACUACUUCCGACCAGCCCACAGUGAAAUACGAUUUGGGAAAAUGAGAUUCUUAAUCACUGAUCGCCCUACGGACAUUAAUGUGGAACAAUACAUUAAUGUAAGUGAUUACUUUUACAGUUUUUAUGAUGACAUUGUUACUUUGAUUGGGUUAAUAUAAAGCAAAAAACUUUUUUAUUUUGGUUUUUUGUUCUAUAAGGUAUUGGCUAGGUAACAAUACUCAAACAAUAUUUUAAGAGAACAAUACUUAUUGUUCAUUAGGACUAAUAACUUUGAUUACCACGUUAAAAUUUGUUAAGAGCUUUUGUAAGCUAAUCAAAGUAUUAAUUAUUUAUCAACAUAUAUAAUCCUUUAGUCUCAAGUACUUGCAUGAACAAGAAAAACAAAUUAUUUUUCUCGUAUUAGCUCUAAUACAUCAUGUAACAAAAAACAUACAAAAACACUGUUUUUUAAUAUUAUAGUACAUGUCAACAACUAAAUAUCAAAAAACAAUUUUAAGUGAUACUUUCAGCCUUAUCAAAAGCUAUAGAGUAUUAUAGUUAAAUUUUUUAAAGCUUUAUAAAAAGACUUUAAACUUUGAAUAACAUAUUCAUACCUUCAGGACCUUGUAAGACACCGUGCCACCGUCCUGAUCCGGGUCUGUGAGCCAACCUACAACACCGCCCCAAUCACGGCUAAAGGCGUCUCAGUUCAAGAUUGGGAGUUUGUGGAUGGUCAGCCUCCGCCAGCUACAGUCAUCGACAAAUGGCUGAAUCUGUGUUUGGAAAAGUUUUCUGGGAACGCUGGAGAAGAAUGCAUCGCCGUGCAUUGUGUAGCCGGCCUGGGACGAGCGCCGGUUUUGGUCGGAAUCGCUCUUCUGGAGGCUGGAAUGAAGUGUGACGAUGCUGUUUUCUUGAUCAGAAGGUCGGUUUUUGGUUAGUCACUUAAGAAGCCGUAUUUUACUUUUAACUUAAAAAUUACUCGUAGAUCUUUUAAAAUUUUAAAACACCAAAACCUGAGAGUUCAAAAGUGUUGAUCCCCUCAGGUCUAAGCCCAAGACCAAACUUUUGGUCUCGGAAAAACAAAGCUGAGCUUCCAGAAAGUUCACGAGCCUGCUGACCUCUUUCUCAAACAAACACGAGGUUCUUGAGUAAACAUCUGAUUUCAGCCAACGUCGUGGUGCUCUGAACGAGCGACAGUUAUCCUUCCUACAACAAUACAAAAGUCACGGUCGCUUACGUAAACUGAGAUACGUGAGCGACUUGAAGAAGGAGAAGGGCUGCGUCAUCAUGUAA